Messenger RNA from Volvox carteri f. nagariensis, 2019 nucleotides. RefSeq lists its product as uncharacterized. The record is from RefSeq and is a predicted model, not a curated record. Gene Ontology annotation, cellular component: anaphase-promoting complex. Lineage: Eukaryota; Viridiplantae; Chlorophyta; Chlorophyceae; Chlamydomonadales; Volvocaceae. The coding region runs from base 1 to 2019 and encodes 672 amino acids. Gene Ontology annotation, biological process: positive regulation of mitotic metaphase/anaphase transition; protein K11-linked ubiquitination; anaphase-promoting complex-dependent catabolic process. The transcript is spliced from 6 exons.
AUGCAUGCAGGCCUGGGGCACACCGCGGAGGCCCUCCACGCGCUCAACGAGACCAUGCGUCUGGCGCAGCAGUGCGGCGACCCCGUAGUGCUGCUACACGCUCUGUCCGUGCUGUGUAGGCUGCUGGCGGCUAUCGCACCCGGCGCGCCCGGACUGCCGCCCCACGGCCCCGCAGCCCUUCGCUCCAGCCUGGCUCACCACGUACAGCUGUUGCGCAUGCUGCGCCGCUGCCGGGAGCGCGGACGGGAGCUGGGGCAGCCGCACCUGACGGCGUUUGCGCAGCUAGCGGCGGCGCGAUUUGCCAUGCUGCAUGACGUGGAGCCGAGUGACAGCGGCCUGCAUGCGCCGCCGGGGUCACUGACGGCGGCGGCCGCGGCGGCGGCGGUGCCGCCUUCGGCUGGCGCCGCGCCGGCGGAGGCGCCCGCCGGCGCCGGAGGUGAGGGAGAGCUGCGCGCUGCACCGCUCAUGGUCUCAUGUGCUGUGCGGGAUACCCAUGCACUGGCUACCGCCGCGUCUCUCUCCGCCGCCGCGCCUGCGGCGCCGCCGCCGACCGCCGCCGACGGCACCCCGCCACCGCCACAGCGCGCCGCCGCCGCCGCCUCGGACCUGUACUCCUCCCCCCUACUCUUUGACCGCUCCCUGCCGAUAGGUGCUGCCGCUGCCAUGGCGGAUGCCGUACAGCAGCUCGCCGGCGCCGCACACCUGUUGCAGUCUGCCGCGUGGGCACUACACGGCCACAACACUCUAGAACGAGCCCACACGAUGAUGUAUUUGGCGGCGUUUUCGGACCCGCAGGUCGGUUGCGGCACACCGGCGCGUUUCGAGGAUCGCAGUACGGCAUGUGCACAGCUGGUGGCGGCAGUGGCGCGGCGCGGCCCGGCAGCGGCACGAGCCGCCGCGGCGGCGUGCCUAGGGCUGCUGGCGGCCAGUGUGUGCUGCGACGGCACUGAGGAUUCGUCGCCGUCGUACUCUGAAUCUUCCGCUGGCGGCGGCGCGGCGACGGCAGUGACAGCAGCGGCGGCGGAGGGAAGUACAAAGGCAUCCGGCGGGUGGGAUGGCGGCUGCAAUGCUCUGGCGUUGUGGGGCGGUCCUGCGCUGGCGGCGGCAUGGUUGUGUGCCGUACAUGACCGUGCGCUGGCGCUGGGAGAUUCUGCUGCGGCGGCCCAGCUAGUGGGCCAGCUUUGUGCGCUAUCGGACCCCCAGGCGCAUCGCGAUGUGGAGAUCAGGUUGGAGGCCGCCCGCCGGGGUGUGCUCAACCUGUUGGCCGCGGGCGCCACGGAGGAGGCCCACCGGGCAGCUACGGAGCUCUUUGCGCGCUGUGCAGAUGCAGGCCUCCAAGCUCCAGCCCUCCGCUGCCUCAUGCUGCUAGCGGAGGUGCACCUGGCGGCUGGAGAUCCCCACGGAGCCUUCCUGCACGUGCUGGCGUGUCUGCUGCCCGCGCAGCCGGGACCGGGGCCCGCGGGAGGUGGCGUCUUUGCGGCAGCGGCCGCGGGCGCCGCCGCUGACAGCAGUAGCCUGGGUGCUGCGGUGGCUGGCGGCGGCAGUGGUGGCGGCCGUGGUGGUCGCAGCCACGACCUGCUGGCUGCGGAAGCUCUGGUGUUGUUGUGCCGAGUGUGGUAUGAGCUGUCGGACGGGCAACAGCUAGAGGAGGUGUUGGUGCUGCUGCAGGAUGCGCUACCGCUCAUACUCGCCCACGGAUCUGUACAUCUACAGGCACGUGCUCAGCUGGUGUUGGCGGAGAUGGUCAUGUCGGAGGCCAGCUCGCCCGCCGACCUGACGCACUGCUAUAGCCAGCUACAACGCCUGCUGGCAGGCGCCGCACAGGCCGCGACAGCCGCCGAAGACUUUCGCAUGGCGGCGCAGGCGGCAUGCAUGCUGGCAUGGCUUCAUCACAGCCAGGGUUCGGUUUCGGAGCGGGACACGGCAGCGGCGCUGCAAGAGACGCUGUUGGACCGGCAGGCGGAGGCGGAGGCGGCGUGUGCGUCGGAGGGCCGGACGCUUCAUGUUUUGAGGGCCUAG